ACAGAUUUGGUCAGUGGAUAAUCAACGAGAGGCUUAUACCGGCAGAAAUAAUCCAUAACACUAGAAUGGGGGAUCAAUCAUCGAAUCAGCAAGGACAAAUUCUGCAAAGGCUGAGAAAUAUAUUUGCUCAAGAUCCAAAAGGGAAAGGAGAAAUGAUAACACCGCAUCCAAAUAGGAAUGAAAUGCAAUCAAAUCCUGAUGGAGGUUUUCAUGGUGGAGUAGGAACUCAAUACACUCUACCUGUUAUUGCUCAUCAGCCUUAUGAACAACCUACAACAAAGAAAGAUACAGACAUGCAAAACUUUCAGAGCAAAGCAGAUAAAGGGAUUCCGAAUCAUUAUCAGCAGAUAAUAGGAGAGAAGUCAUUAUACACAUACAGUCACCAAGGACCUCCACUGAUAGGGAAUGUUACUGGUGUAGUUCAGGACUAUCCAGCAGCAGUAAAUGGCGUAAUAGCAGGAGAUAUCAGUAUCAAUCCAGUUUCGGAGCGACAUUCAGCAAAGGAGAUGACUGAAAAGACACAACAACAACCCAAUAAGGACAUCACUCAGUUGGAAAUGUCAGCUAAAUCUGCAAGCUCAAAGAGAUCGGCUCCCUCUACUGAAAUCAUAGGUCAGCCUUCAGCAAAAAAAUCAUCAAUAAGUCAAAACAUGAAUGUGCCCUUUGAAACAGAGAAUGCAGCUAGGCCGACUCUCAUGCAAUGCACCAUGAGGGCUAUAUCCCCAUAUAAUCCAAGUCCCUCUCUCACACAAAAUGCUCAAUUGAUGGAUGGAACGCUCAAGCAACAGCAUGAUGCAGAACCAAGCAUUUUAGGAACUGCUCCACCUCUUGCUGGAUUACCAAGGCCAGUCUUUCCAAAUGUUUUCAUAAAUAAUGAAGUUGCGGGAAGGAAAAAAUUGUCAAGAUGGGAUAUGAAAACUCAAGGGACAACUCAUUUUACACCUGGAUCAGCUACUUGGAAAAGGCAUGUCAAUGCAGGAAGAGGGAAAUCAGUGCCAACCCGCAUAAAUACUAUGCCUCCACCAUCACCUUGCAGAUCAGAUGCAACAAGUGCUAUUGGCUAUUCUUAUGAGCAUGAACCUUGGCCUCUCCACACACCUGCAGCCUCUCUGUCACAAGAAACCCAAGACUCAAGAAGAGGAGCUUUUUCACCACCGCAAAUGACUAGGGAGUUUUAUGUGGCACCAACGGCUCUAAUUGGACAAUCCUCAGGGAAUAUGCAAGAGGAAGCAAACCAGGGAAGUGAGAGGAAAGAACAAGAUGUCGACAAGAAUGGAAACAACAAUACUGAGGCAGCGGCGCCAGCCUUUAAGGCGCCACGGGCGCCAUGAAAGCUCUAGGUUGGAACUGCCAAGGCAUGGGCAAGAGCCUUGGUAGUACCAAAAUGAACCAUCUUGCCAGAAUGAUCCACUCUGCCAAACCUCAGUACCUUCAAGAAGUCGUUCUGGAGGGCUUUGGCUUAUGUGGACGGACGAGCUGAAGCUGCAUGUUCAUAGUUCUUCUUUUUAUGUUAUCCUAGCCAAUGUUACUAUAGUUGCUACUAGUCAAGAGUUUGGGUUAGUUUGUAUAUAUGGAGACCCCUAUCAUCAGCAAACUAGUGUAGUCUGGAAUGAGGUCGCUACUUUUGUGUAUAAUAACUGCAAUCUCCCUAUGCUUUGCUUAGGUGAUAUGAAUGAACUUCUGUAUGCUGUGGACAAAAAUUCUCAGAAUAUCAAUAUUCCUCGCA
Molecule: messenger RNA, 1726 nt
Organism: Lolium perenne
Lineage: Eukaryota; Viridiplantae; Streptophyta; Magnoliopsida; Poales; Poaceae
Source: RefSeq, a predicted model, not a curated record